CUUUUUCUUUGUCCGUGAUAGAAAUAUUAAAAUUUGAAUAUCAGCUUAGAGUUAUGUGAUUUUUUUUAAUUGAUCGAUUGGGCAUAAUAAUGGCAAUGUCCAAAGAUUGGGAACAUCCUUGGACUAUUGAGGAAAUAGUUGAGAAUGCACCAAAUUGGAAUUUGGCAGGAGAUGCAGGUUUACUGAGGCACUUGGAACAAUUCUCUGAGAAUUUAUUUAAGAGAGCUGGAGAAGUGAAUGGAUCCCUCGAUGAGCUCUUGGAUAAUCUGGACAAGACUGCUAUUAAUUUAGACUUGGUGAAGAACCAAUUUUUGAGUCUGCAAAAUACCCAGUUCAUUGAAAGUCGUGUUUACGAAGAUGAUGAGGUUCUGGAUUCCAAGAAGGAAGAUGUUACCAACGUUGAGAAGAAAGUGUUGGAUGAAGAGAAAAAGAAAAACAUUACAAAUGCAGUGUUGAAGGGUAUUGAACUGCUUGAUGAAUAUUACGAUAAAGUGACUGUCGAUGGAAGUGACAGUGAGGAUGAUGUUGAUGGUGUCAGUUAUGUUUUGCAACCAAAGAAUCCCUAUUUGCAAAGACCGUUGCCUUACGUGAUUGGUACCGAGCAAUGGUACAAGAAUUGGCACGUGGGACUAGAGGAUUCGUCGAGUGAAGAGGAAGCCGAAGAACCGGAUAAAUUUAGCGAUACCGAUUCUGAGAGCAAUUUACCGAUCGCUGACCGUCGCAGAAUCGAAAGUACAAGCGAUUCCGGAACGGACGUUUCUUUAAAUCACAGUAAACCUCAAGCCGUGAUCAAUGAUACCGAUUCAAGUGGCACCGAUAAUUCCAUUCCAGUUAAGAUGCCUCCGUCCAGUCAAAGUUUUGCCGAUCAGCUUGCCGCGCGUCUCGGAAAUAUCGCUGUUGAGAGCACCAAAGAACUUGAAGUUAACAGACGACCCAUCAACAUUCCGAAACCGCAAGUUGGUCUAUUCACAAACGAGCCUCCACCUUUGGAAGAAUCCGAAGACGACGAGGAUAAGCAAGGGAUGUUUUCUGGAGGCAAAGAUCUGUUCCAGAACGAGGAUGUAUCGUUCUGGGGUCAAAAGAAUCCUCCGCAAUACGACGAACCGAAGAAGAAAACGCGAGGUUUAUUCGAUGAAAGCGACGAUGAAGAAGCAUUUACGAGUUCUAAUCAGACGCAGCCAAAUUCGUUCCUGAAACCGUACACCAACAACACUUUGGCGUCGAGCUUCCUCAGUAAUGAACCGCCUGAAAUCAUCGAGGCACCAAAAACUAAGAAGGAGCCAUCAGCUGGUAUUAUCGGAAGAAACAGUACGUUAGCUGGAAUUCUACCCAAGCGAACCGAUAGCAGUUCCGAAGAAGAAGUAAUUAUUGAAUCAAGUAAAUCUAUAGUUGAAGAUAAAACUGCGGUCAAGAGUGUUUCGAAGAAACCAAGCUUAUUCGAUGAUGCGGAUGAUUUGUUCAAAGAUGAUCUCUUCUCCGAUGUUAAGACUUUCUCAGAUAAGAAGAAACUCAGCUUGUUCGACAAUGAUGAUGAUGAUGAGGCAGAGGAGUCGUUUCCGAAGAUCGAGAAGAGGAAAGAGAACUUAUUCGAUAGCGACGAAGAUAUAUUCACCAGUUCGAAGGUGGAACAGGAGAGAGAUCAUGUGAAAAGGACGUUCGUGCCGAGUUUAUUCGACGAUGCUCCUCCAGAUUUGGACGAUUGGGACACGAAAUCCGAUAACAACGAUCUUGACGAUGAUGACAUUUAUGAUACCAAAAAAGAAGUCGAUCAAAAUCAGAAGAAAUUCUCAUUAUUUGAUGAUGAACCACCGGAUUUUGAUUUCGUUCCGAAGAAUGCGUCUAUCUUUGACGAUACAGAUGAUGCGAAAAUAAAAAGUGGCGGUUUGUUCGAUGAUGAUUUGGACUUUAAAAAAGCCAAUAAUAAAAUGGAAAUUAACUUGUUCAGUGAUGAUGAUUUGGAGAAAAACCGGUUGUUCGAAGAUAAAAAUGUGAACUUAUUCGAUGACAAAGAGGAGGAAAUUCCAAGCGUCGAUGAUCAAAACAAGACUAACGAUAUUCCUAGUGUGAUUGCGGAGGAUUGUAGAGAAUCUGACGUUGUUUCAGAAGUUAAUAAAGAAAUUACUGUCGAAGUAGAUACAAAACCGAAUAAUCAAAGAAUAACAAAAAAGAAAAUUAGUUUGUUUGAUGAUGAUCUUGAGACUGAGGAUUUGUUUGCUAAGGUAAUUGAUAAUGAAGAAACAAAGAAAGAUAUCGUGAAGAAUCAAGAUGAUGUAAAAAGUGUUGAAAAUAAUAAUUCAAAGUUAACGAAUAAACCGAUUGUUAUUGGAAGAAAGAACACUUUAGCUGGAGCUUUGCCUAAACGUAUGGAUAGCAGUUCCGAUGAUGAUUUGUUAUUUUCCAAUGCUGAAGUUCGUGGAAAAGCGAAGAGCGUCGAUUUAUUCGACAGUGAAAAGGUUGAUGAUGAAGAUAAAUUGUCUGAAUCGUUGCCUAAUGAUGAUUUCUUUUCUGCGGUAACGGAUCAUGAAGAAAACAAUCUGCAGGAUUGUAAAGAAACAAAGAGUAUUGAUUUGUUUGGCAGUGAAAAGAAGGACAUUGAAAAUCCUAAGAUUGAAGGAAAUAAUACGUUGUCGAAGCCAAUGGAUAAUAGUUCUGAUGAUGAUUUGUUUUCUUCAGCAAUAGAUCAUGAAGAAACCAAUUUGCUUGAUGAUACACAGCGGGAUCAGAACAAGUCGAAGGAAGUUGAUUUAUUACAAAAUAAUGAAGAAGCUAAGUUAACAAAUAAACCGAUCGUUCUGCCAAGAAAAGUUGCUAAGAUGAAGGAAAACCUUUCGGAGGAUUCGAGCAGAAAACCGGAAGAAAAAGUUUUACCGUCGAAACUGAAGCACAAUCUGAACAUCAAUGUUGCUGCAUUGAUGCCAGGUGCGUCCCUGCCUAAGAGUUUCAUGGUAAAAUCCCAUAGUCUCGAAGAUGCUAAGGUGGAGCAGCCGUUAAUCGUUCACGCUCAGAGCAAUAAAGAUGUGCGAUUACCGGAGGAUGCGCCAGAGGAUAACCUGCUUCCGAGCAUCACGAAGAGCAGGGCUCGAAUUGCGGUGAAGAGGAAACCGUCGACGAGACGCGGUCGUCAGGAGUCGAUACGAAGGAACCGCGAGAGAAGCGAGGACAGAAUCGAGGACACGAAGAACAACAACGUCGAGAGGAAUUUGGAUUUCCUAAACAGAAAUGCGACUCAAAGCGAGAUCAGCCAGAUCGGAGACGAAGAUAAAAACGAGAGGAGCAAACCUGAUGGAGGUAACGAGAAGGGACCAGUCGAAUAUGAAGAUUUCUUGAACGAUAGUUACUCUGGAGGCAUUCACAGACAAGUGGAAAUGCCGCCUAAAGCCACGUCCUCGCUGAAGAAGGAAGAGCCGAAAAAGAAAGAAACGCUGAAAAAGGAAGCGCCGAAGAAGAUGAAAGGACUCUUCGAUGACGACGACAUCGAUAUAUUCGCCGAUUUGAAGAAGACGUCCUCAGCGAAACGUAAGAAACCCAAAGGACUGUUCGACGACGACGACGAAGAUGAUAUCUUUGGAAACGUCAGCGAAGUGUCCUCCGCGUCCACAUCAAAGAAACCAGUAAAAUCGAACUCGCUUUUCGACGAUGUCAGCGACGAUAACGACGAUAUUUUCAGCACGAAAAGAACUGCUUCGGUAAAACCCACAAAACCCGCGGAGAAGAAGCGGAUCAGCAAAACCGUUCCUCUCACGAAGAGCUCAGACGAUGGAAAGAUCCUGGACGAUCCUCUAGAUUUAUUUACGAAUCAAUGAUACUGUUACUCUCAUCGCAAUUGUUAUGAUACACUUUUAGAAGUUAAAGAAAUUAUGUUAUUUUUGA
Messenger RNA from Nicrophorus vespilloides, 3870 nucleotides. RefSeq names its product WASH complex subunit FAM21 (gene FAM21). Bases 90 to 3803 code for a protein of 1237 amino acids. The transcript has 7 exons. Lineage: Eukaryota; Metazoa; Arthropoda; Insecta; Coleoptera; Silphidae. The record is from RefSeq and is a predicted model, not a curated record.